Molecule: messenger RNA, 3297 nt
Organism: Quercus lobata
Lineage: Eukaryota; Viridiplantae; Streptophyta; Magnoliopsida; Fagales; Fagaceae
Gene: PANK2
Product: pantothenate kinase 2
Exons: 23
Coding region: 237-2966 (909 amino acids)
Biological process (GO): coenzyme A biosynthetic process
Cellular component (GO): nucleus; cytosol
Molecular function (GO): ATP binding; pantothenate kinase activity
Source: RefSeq, a predicted model, not a curated record
UUAACGUUCACAGCUAACAGGAACACGAAGAAGGACAGCCCCUUUUGGCCGUGUGUUGUGUUCUCUUAAAUUCCAAUUCUCCUGUUCUUACUUUCUUACUUGUCUUUGUGUUUUCACCAACAAAUUUCUUCACCCAUUUAAGGACAAAGUGAGCGACUAGGAGUCUGACCAAACACGAACAGUUGGGUUGCGUGGAGGGUUAGGCAGUAGCUGCGUGGGGAGGAAUUUUGGGAUUAAUGGCUAAUCUAACAGAGGACCCAGUUCUUGAAAUUAACGGUAUAAAGGUAAGGGAGGAGGAUACAAAUUUGGCUAUAGACAACAAGGGGGUAGUAAGGGAGGAAGGUCAAGGUGAGAGAGAUAUGUCCCCUCCUGGAGGCAAUUCUAUUCACAGGUCAGGUUCAAGGCCUCAGCUUGACCUUAGCAAGGCUGCAAUUGAAGGCAAUUUUGAGGAGAAGGAUCCCAUAAUUUUGUUGCCUAAUCAGUCUGAUGACAUUUCUCAUCUGGCUGUAGACCUUGGAGGGUCACUCAUCAAGUUGGUCUACUUUUCAAGACAUGAGGACCGAUCAAGUAAUGAUAAGAGGAAGAAGACUUUGAAGGAGAGAUUAGGGAUUUCCAAUGGUAGUAGGAGAAGCUACCCUAUUCUUGGUGGGAGGCUUCAUUUUGUGAAGUUUGAGACAAACAAAAUUAACGAGUGCUUAGACUUUAUUUCUUCCAAGCAGCUUCACUGUGGUGGAAUGGAUUCGCGUUGGCAUUCUGAGCUCCCAGCCGAUAACAAUGCUGUUAUCAAGGCCACAGGUGGUGGGGCAUACAAGUUUGCAGAUCUCUUCAAGGAAAGGCUUGGCGUUAGUCUGGACAAAGAAGAUGAGAUGGAUUGUCUUGUGGCAGGAGCAAAUUUUUUGCUAAAGGCGAUUCGCCAUGAAGCUUUCACACACAUGGAGGGUCACAAAGAAUUUGUGCAGAUUGACCACAAUGACUUGUUUCCUUAUCUUCUUGUCAAUAUUGGAUCUGGUGUUAGUAUGAUCAAGGUUGAUGGGGAUGGGAAAUUUCAGCGGGUUAGUGGGACAAAUGUUGGUGGUGGUACUUAUUGGGGCUUGGGGAGGCUGUUAACAAAGUGCAAGAGUUUUGAUGAGUUGCUAGAGCUGAGUCAAAGGGGAGAUAAUAGGACCAUAGACAUGCUUGUUGGAGAUAUUUAUGGUGGUAUGGAUUACUCUAAGAUUGGUCUCUCUGCGUCAACUAUUGCUUCUAGUUUUGGCAAGGCUAUUUCAGAAAACAAGGAGCUUGAGGAUUACAGACCAGAAGAUAUAUCCCUUUCUCUCUUACGAAUGAUUUCUUAUAAUAUUGGCCAGAUAUCUUACUUGAAUGCGCUACGAUUUGGGCUAAAGCGAAUAUUUUUCGGAGGAUUUUUUAUAAGAGGUCAUGCUUAUACCAUGGACACUAUCUCGUUUGCAGUUCAAUUUUGGUCAAAAGGAGAAGCACAAGCAAUGUUCUUGCGGCAUGAAGGGUUUCUGGGAGCUUUAGGUGCAUUCAUGAGUUAUGAAAAGCAUGGUCUUGAUGACUUGAUGGUCCAUCAGUUAGUUGAAAGAUUCCCAAUGGGUGCACCAUACACAGGAGGAAAGAUCCAUGGCCCACCACUUGGAGAUUUGAACGAGAAGAUUUCAUGGAUGGAGAAGUUUGUACGGAAGGGAAAUGAGAUUACUGCACCUGUACCAAUGGCUCCAACUGGCACUACUGGACUUGGAGGCUUUGAAGUUCCUUCAUCCAAAGGAGAAACUCUACGUUCUGAUGCGAGUGCUCUAAAUAUUGGCGUUCUUCAUUUGGUGCCCACUUUAGAGGUGUUCCCUCUAUUGGCAGACCCAAAAACGUAUGAGCCUAACACUAUUGAUCUUGCGGAUCCCAGUGAGUUAGAGUAUUGGUUUACUGUGCUGUCAGAGCAUUUGCCCGACCUUGUUGAUAAGGCGGUAGCAAGUGAAGGCAGAACUGAAGAUGCUAAAAGAAGGGGUGACGCUUUUGCUCGUGCAUUUGCUGCGCACUUGGCGAGGUUGAUGGAGGAGCCUGCAGCAUAUGGAAAAUUAGGCUUGGCCAAUCUAUUGGAACUAAGGGAAGAGUGCUUGAGGGAGUUCCAUUUUGUUGAUGCCUACAGAAGUAUAAAACAGAGGGAGAAUGAGGCAUCACUUGCUGUUUUACCUGACCUGUUAUUGGAGCUAGAUAGCAUGAGUGAGGAAGCCAGACUGUUAACUCUAAUUGAAGGUGUUCUAGCUGCAAACAUUUUUGACUGGGGAUCCCGUGCCUGUGUGGAUCUUUAUCAUAAAGGAACAAUUAUUGAAAUUUAUAGAAUGAGUCGCAAUAAGAUGCAAAGACCUUGGCGAGUGGAUAAUUUCGAUGUCUUCAAAGAGAGAAUGUUUGGGUCUGGAGACAGGAAGCCUCCCCCACAUAAGAGAGCUUUACUCUUUGUGGACAACUCAGGUGCUGACAUUGUUCUAGGGAUGCUUCCCCUUGCAAGGGAACUUCUCCGACGAGGAACUGAAGUUGUGUUGGUUGCAAACUCACUCCCUGCUCUAAAUGAUGUAACUGCAAUGGAGCUUCCUGACAUUGUAGCUGAGGCAGCCAAGCAUUGUGACAUCCUUCGCAGAGCUGCUGAAGCAGGAGGCUUACUCGUGGAUGCAAUGAUCAACACCUUAGAUGGUUCUAAAGAAAAUUCAUCUUCAGUUCCGUUGAUGGUCGUUGAGAAUGGGUGUGGGAGUCCAUGCAUUGACUUAAGGCAGGUCAGCUCUGAGCUAGCUGCUGCUGCAAAAGAUGCUGAUUUGAUUAUUUUAGAAGGUAUGGGUAGAUCUCUACACACCAACUACAAUGCUCGAUUUAAAUGUGAUGCCUUGAAGCUUGCAAUGGUGAAGAAUCAGAGGUUGGCAGAGAAAUUGAUUAAGGGAAACAUAUACGAUUGUGUUUGUAGAUAUGAACCAGCCAGUUGAAAGCUUCUUUUCAGACACUCAAAUAGUGACAGACACAGUACUUAAGAAGCAUGAUGUGGUGCCAUAUCAUAUUUAAGAAUACAAUUUAAGAAUGCAUUAGUUCUGUAUUACUCUCUCUCUUUGAUUUACCACCAAAGAGGCCCUUAUUACACUGAAGAAAGGGUUUGAACUGGCCAUCCAAUCCCCUAUUACCAUAUUUUUUGCUUGGCACAGCCCGAUCAAUUUAUUAUUAGUUUUUUCCAAUAUUUCAAUAAGUUUGUCAAGAAUAUUGUAGGUUAAUUGGUUGGCACCUCAAUUUUUAAUAGAGAUAUUCAUGAUUCAUAUCCCUAAA